AUGGGUGAAGCAUUAGGAUUGAUUGAAACAAGAGGUUUGGUUGGUGCAAUUGAAGCAGCAGAUGCAAUGGUCAAGGCUGCCAACGUCACGCUCGUUAGCAAAGAAGAGAUUGGCGGUGGUUUGGUGACCGUCAUGGUUCGUGGUGAUGUUGGGGCGGUUCAAGCCGCAGUGGAAGCAGGGGCUGAAGCCGCAAAGACUGUUGGCGAAUUGGUUUCCGUGCAUGUCAUUCCGCGUCCACACGCAGAAGUUGAAAAUAUGUUGACUCGCGGAUAA
Molecule: messenger RNA, 273 nt
Organism: Geodia barretti
Lineage: Eukaryota; Metazoa; Porifera; Demospongiae; Tetractinellida; Geodiidae
Source: the annotation of a GenBank genome assembly